Messenger RNA from Amoebophrya sp. A25, 5181 nucleotides. NCBI's taxonomy places the organism in Eukaryota, Dinophyceae, Syndiniales, Amoebophryaceae. The record is from the annotation of a GenBank genome assembly.
CAUUAAGCAAGCUUUCUUUUCGGUCUGACCGUCGUCGAUAUCUAGAAUACCCCAAGUUUCUCCUGUCAGCUGCCCAAAGUGUUGUCGAAGCCCUCGUGGACUCUGCACGUCGCGGGCUAACAGGCUCUGAGAGUUGCUAUUCAUCCAUCUAGUACAACAAGGACUCCUCUUCGAUAACGAUCAGGACCUCGAGAACAACGCUCAGGACCUCGAGAGCUUACCUCAAUUAAACCAAUACAAAAUAAGCUUCUUCAUAGAUAUGACAUGAUGAUGAUUGAUCUGGCGAGAUCUGUUUUUUUGAUCAGAACUUGACUCCCGUUCGCCGCGGCAAUCAAAAAUUGUUGUACUUGAGUAAGCGCAAGAGCAACAGCAAGAUGUCACGCGCAAUUCCGAGCAACGUGUCCUAUUUUCGCGGUGGCAAGAACUACGGAUGCACCUUCUACGAGCGACCCGCGUCCGCUCCUCGGACUGCGCCAGCGCUUUCGAGACCGCGCUCUUCCCGAGGCCACUCUGCAAUAGCGAGAGGAGCACCUCCUGCUGGAGGUGGCGGAAAGAACCACGUUGUAGGUCCACCUCGGCAGGAAGUGAAGGCGGGAGCUUCGACGCAAGUAGCCAAAGGUGGGGAACAAACAGGUCAAGGGGGACGGCCAGCGAGUGCUGUUGUCUAUGGAUCUUCCAGUGCGACGCGACCCUGGUCUUCGCGCUCGGGUCCCAUGGUGCGGCCAUGGUCAACUGCUUCAGCACCUGGAAUAUCUGCCUCUAGGAAUAGUACAGGGCUUGCUCGCCCGACGUCGGCAAAAGUUUAAGGCUAUAAUUUUGAUUUGAUUUUCAUUUUCUAUAAUGAUCUACUUAGCUACUUGCCUGGAUGUGAGUAUUAAUCGAUGGAUAUAGUUGAGUUCUUACUAGAGUCUAGGAACUAUGUGAACAAGCGUUUUGCCAAAGAAAAUGCCACAGCGAGUGUCAUCAGGAUGAUGAAGAGGAACUGAAGCCGUACUAUCUCUAAAAAGUAGUCGCGCCUCCAGCGCAAGCCUCGAUUGAGGGCGCGAAUUUCAUGCGGCAGCCAGCUAUGGCACGACCGGCGUCAGGCGUGUCGCGACCGUCAAGCGCAGCUGCGCACAGACCGUUGAGCGGCAUCACUGCUGAGGCUUCCUCCUCAAGGACACCGAUGGGGCCAAACAUGGUCGUAACCAGCACAAGCAGACCAGGUACUAUUUAUACUACCUGUUCGUCGUGCUCGUGCCAUUACAAGAAGUGAUUGCGAUUGAUUUUUGGCUGGAUCGAUUCUCAUUUUUCGUGUAAUAGGUUUUUUUAAUUUUUAGGCUCCACGCACGAGGAUCCUGCACUAUUUUAUUUUCCUACGCAAAUUGGCAUUCAUCAGGUAGCGCCCUUUCACGUCCGCUGAGUGGACACCCUCAGGUGGCCGCGGUAUUUGCUAGCGAAGUGACACCAUCGCAGCUCCCUGUGCUAGCAACGAAUCCGGGUUUUUAUGAGAUGGAGAAACCGGCUCCGUGGGAACUCAGGGGGCAGCCGGGGCGACCCGCCUAUGCCGUUGACCGGCAAGAAUUUUGUUCAGCUGUAUCGGUACUGCGGUCCACCUCACGUGGCAAUGUUGGCGGCGUACGCGCACAAACGAAGACGCCAUCGCUGGCAACUUAUGGAGCCAAUGCGCAGCUCUUCUGUGUGCCCUUACCUGCGACUGAGAGGGAUCGGGAAAGACAACAACACCUAGUGCAAGUAGCUGGAGAUGGCGCAGAUACUGCUGGCGUUGAGAUUCCUCCUCCGCCCGCAUCAUCAUCUGGCACAAGAGCACUUGCUAGUUCGCCAGGACAGGGGCACCAGACGAACAGGAGUACUGCUGGUGUUGGGGACGUGCGUCAAGUUCUUGUCCGGGACUUUGACGGGAUACCGCAAAUGAUCGGCCACGUUGAGACGGGGAGCGGAGGCGUUGUUCUUGUUGCAAGAACGGACCAGGACCAACAGCUCGCGACGUAUCGGACAGGCGCAGCGUCCUUGGGUUCUAUGCACGCAGACCAUGGCUAUGCGAUGGCGGUGGCUAGGCGAGAGAGGGAGCGCGUGCUGCAACAAGCGCAAGAGCAGGUCGACCUACAGGAAGCUGCAGCGGCUCUCCAGAAAAAGGCUUCUGUCGUUAAGGCGCACGAUACAAAGUUGCAUCUUCAUCACAGGAGUUGUUACAGACAUUCUGUGCUUCCCCAGUCAUUCUGUGCUUCUCUAAUAUCCGCGGUGGAUUACAAUUCGGCGCGUCAGCUGCUCAUACUCUAUCUAGUACAGGCGUUGAAAAAGGGGCUCUUGGUCUGGAUGGUAAGAUGUCUUCUCCCGGUCCCGGAGAUGCGGCAGGUGCAGGCGGUGGAGGUUGCGGGGCUGCGCAUGCGGAACACCUGAAGAGAAAUCUACAACCUCUAUCCACCUUGGAGGAGGUCAUAUACGAUCAGAAGAAUGAUCUCCCAGGUUACAUGAAAGGCCGGAAGCUGCCCACAUCAGCAAAGUCUGCUCGCUCCGGAAGCAGCGCCGGCAGUUACAAUAAGUUUGUGUAUCGAAACGACUCCCAGCCUGAGCUGCGACGACCUUUUUCUGCGUCGAGAAAGCGGGAAAUUGCUGGACCUGUAGGUGCGGAUGACGCCGAAAUAGUAGACGUAGAAGUGGAGCGACCGGUGGAGCGGAUUUCCGAAGGAGGAGAUCGUGACUUUGCUUGCAGUACAACCUCUAUGUCGUUGGCGGGUGGCAGAAGUCGCAAUGCAGUGGGUGGAACCACAUCAGGAUCAGUAGAGCGACCAACCUCGGCGGGCCGCCCAACAUCGGGCCGCCCAACAUCGGGCCGCCCAACAUCGGGCCGCCCAACGUCGGGCCGGCCUACUUCGGCGGGCUCCUCACGACCCGGGUCGGCGCGCCGGCCUCAGAGUGGGAAGCGGCCACUGAGCGCAAGUAAAGUCGCGGCAAAAGCAGGCCGUCUAAAAACGAUUCCCGAUGAAGGUGAUCUAGAACACUGUAGCGACGUUCGCGCGCCUCCGGAAGCCAGUCGAGCGCGGUUCGUCGGGACCUUUUGUUAAGGCUCGAAAUAUUUCAUUUCCAAGGGUCAUUCUCUUCUUAGGAUUGCGAAGAAAUGAAGGCAAGGAGUGAAUUGUUUUGCGCUCUAUUUUUGGGCCGGAAACGUGCUGUGCUGGUCCAGCAAGAGCCUGAGGCCGUAUAGUGGCCGCGCGCGCAGUGCCUCCGCAGUAGAGUCUACACGCGGACGUGGUCGUGAAAGGGGGACGGGGACAGAUGUGUCGGUGAAUCUGUCUAGCACAACAAACGUGGUGGACGUCGACAAUUUGGUUUUCAUGGAGAGUCAACAUGGCAAACGACCGGCACAUGGAACCACGUCAGGGGAGGCGGAGGCAAGCGCGCAGCCAUCGACGACGAUAACGAAUGUCAUCGAGCCACUGCCUGGAGGAGAGGGUGGUCCAUUGGACGUCGUAGAUGAGGCAGACGGAGGUGAACACCUGCAAGGUGCUGAAAGCACAGCCACUUUUAUGUUGUCUCAGGAUAAUUCAUUAUUUGUUGUUGUUAAAUGUACUUAGUUAUAAUGUUGUUGCACCUCGUAUCACUUGUCUAAUCUCAUACAUUAGAUAUCUCAAUCUCUACAACAGAGGACCAUCACCAUCUCUGUGGAAUCGGAUUCCUUCUCAUGAAGAGCUGAAGAGAUACAUAUUUAUCAAACUUAGAUACUAGAAAAAGAUGCGUCGAUUCUUGUGUUGAGCCCUGCUUCUAACACUUCUGCCUCUGUGACUCCAUUCGUUCGGAAGCACAACUUGGCGGGCACGUUCAACCGACGUAAUCUGGAACUCCUUGUGAAGAAUCGCGCUGCAGUUCCGCGUCGCUACUCGGUCAAGCGUACUGUGGAGGCACUGGAGGAGCGUGAACGGAGGGCGCGGGAAAGCGCUGCACAGCAGGGAGUGAAACCACUCUCGAGCAGAGAAAUGGUACACGUUGUACGUCCUCCCGUCUCAUCUUCUACUGCCGUAGUGGUGCAGCAGCCUCAGAAACUACAAUUAAGACUUCCGGAAAUCCAUCUUCACAAGCAUCUUGGGCCUCCCUCAUCUUAACGGGGAAACGGGUCCACCAAGAUGCAGCUCAAGAACAAAAUGGGAUGUGAUUCCCGGAGGGUCUAAUACAUCAUAAAGAGGACUUACGCAAAAUCCUGGAGGCUGACGAUCUGACCCUGGAGGGUGAUGAAAUUGUUUUCCGCGAAGGAGAUGUAGCGUCACCCUAGACGAGACCCUUCAUUCUUCGAGUGGAGAACCGGAGAAAAUCGGUCUCCCCAUUCUCUCGUACGUUGUUGUUGAUGUAGUUGUACUAAGAAAAGAUGCAUUCAUCAUGGAUCGUAAGAAGUGUUUAGAAGUUUUUGCGAGAACACUUAGCGAUUUCUUAGACUGUCGUUGGUUCGUUUACUUCUGUAGUUUUUCGCCUAUGUAUUGAUGUUAUUGCAUGAUCAAGAAUACUCUGAUAUGACGAUUCCGGGUCUGUAACUACUUUUCGAGUUUUUCAUUCUCCUAGGAAUGAAUGUCGUGUAAUUGAUUAUUUGUUCUUUUUGAUUCCUUCACGAAAGUGAAAGUAGUUGAUAUUUAAACUACUCGGUCGGUCCUUGUUUCAGCUCCGUUAAAGGAUCAAAGUUGCAGUAGGUUUUUUUGAUUGUCGUUUUGCAGAGCUUCCGUGGUAGAUCUAUUAGGAAUGUACAGAACCAGAACAGAGCUUUCUUUCCUGAUAAAUAGUCGACUUGUUUUUCUUCCCUUUCCUAUUGAAUUCUCGUUCUCCGCUAACAUCAAGAUUCCUUUUUUCUUGAUGGAUCUAGUAGAAGCUUCUACAACAUUGAGUCUAUGAUUUAAAGGAUGGACGAGAACUAUGUGAUUUCGAUUCUUGAAGUAUCAGCGUUUUCCUCUCAGGGUCUCUUCAUCUUGCCGCGCAAAGAAAUGUCUGACCACCAUCGUAAUUGCUUGCAAGAGCCUUAUAUUUGCAUCCCACCUGGAGGUGGGGAGUAUGCCCAAAUUUCAAAAUUAGCAUCAAAAUGCUCAUGGUAACUCUACCGUGACAGCAUGCAAAAUUGGAAAUAUGUGUCCCCAAAAGUAGGAUGGGACUAUCGCAAUUUUUGCAAAAUAGAACCUCCAUGCGCUUCAGAAGAUAGCCAGC